Molecule: messenger RNA, 681 nt
Organism: Ectocarpus siliculosus
Lineage: Eukaryota; Phaeophyceae; Ectocarpales; Ectocarpaceae
Source: the annotation of a GenBank genome assembly
AUGGCGACCUUUGAGACGAUGGCCGAAACGAAGACCUCCGAUGGACACAAGGUCGUCGGCGUAGUGCAGCGCUCCAAGGCGAAGACGGUACACUUCAUCCGCCACGCUGAAGGAACGCACAACGAGGCAGCGCUCAAGGAGGGCCGAGCAGCCUAUGCUAAGAUUGAGCACCUCGACGCCAGGCUUACCGAUCUCGGCAAGCAGCAGUGCGCGACAUUGAAGGCGACGAAGCACGGCAUCGAAAAGGAGGCGCAGCUGGUCGUUGUUUCUCCGCUUGCCAGAGCGAUACAGACCGCCACGUUGACCAUUGAUCAGGUAGAGGGAGUGCCGUGGGUGGCGCUGGAGUGCGUGAGGGAGCGAGCGGGAGCGCACCCUUGUGACCGCCGGAGAUGCGUGAGCGAGCUCAAGGGGGAGUACCCGAACAUUUCCUUCGAUGCCAUCAAGGACGAGAAGGACGUCUACUUCGAUUCCCUGGGCGAAGAGAGAGAGCCGAACGACCUGAUGGCCGAUCGCGGGAGAGAGCUCUUCUCCUGGCUAAAGGAUAGGCCGGAGACCAACAUCGUCGUGGUAACCCACAGCGCGUUCUUGCUGUGCCUCUUCAACGAGGCGAUGCAGGCGGCGCCGGAGACGGCCAAGUGGUUUGAGAAUUGCGAGCUACGGAGCGUGUUCCUGGAGCUGUGA